AUGGGGUUGGGGGACUUCCCGUCUGGGAACGAAAGGCCAUCACCUUCCUCGUUAUGCAAUGAUUCACUUCCAACCGUCAUAACAACACGCUUGAGCCAUGACAGAUCUAUCGAAGACGACCGUACUAGCGAGGGAAUCUAUGAUCUGGCUCGGAAACUCACUGCUCAAUCUCAUUGCGCUCCCGGAGCUCUCUUUCAAGUCCCAGCUGAUGGCCCGCUCAAUCCGAACAGCCCAGAUUUUGACGCUAGAAAAUGGACAAGGUCAUUUUUCGAAAGCAGGAGGAACGCCCUCAAUAACAACCCACCGAAGACGGCCGGCGUGGCGUUCAAAAAUCUUGACGUCUAUGGAUACGGUACCGAAAUGGACUUUCAGAAAACCGUUGGAAACAUCUUCCUCCAAGCUGGCACUAUGACCGGGAAAAUGUUACGCAAACGUCAGCACCGGGUCGACAUACUACGCAACUUGGAGGGUGUUGUACACAAUGGUGAAAUGGUGGCUGUCCUUGGUCCUCCCGGCUCUGGAUGCUCGACCUUCCUGAAGACCAUCGCCGGCGAUACGCACGGGUUUUACGUGGCAGACAAUGCGACUAUUAAUUACCAAGGUAUCAAUCCCAAGCAGAUGCAAUCUGAUUUUCGAGGAGAGGCCAUAUAUACCGCCGAGGUUGACCAUCACUUCCCUCAAAUGACGGUUGGCGAUACUCUCUAUUUUGCAGCCAGAGCCCGGUGCCCCAAGAACAUCCCCGACGGAAUCUCUCGACACGAAUAUGCCGAACACCUUCGAGAUGUGAUAAUGGCAAUGGUUGGAAUUUCCCACACCAAGAACACUCGCGUGGGUGAUGACUUUGUUCGAGGUGUUAGUGGCGGCGAGAGGAAAAGGGUCACAAUCGCUGAAGCUAGUUUGAGCUAUUCGCCGCUUCAAUGCUGGGAUAACAGUACUCGUGGACUCGACAGUGCAAAUGCCGUGGAAUUCUGUCGCACUCUUCGGACGCAAGCUGAUCACAUGGGGUGUACCUCUUUUGUUGCCAUUUACCAAGCGCCUCAAGACGCAUACGAUAUCUUCGACAAAGUUAUACUUCUCUACCAAGGCCGACAGAUAUUUUUUGGAAAAGCUAGCGAAGCGAAACCGUAUUUCGAGGACCUUGGCUUUGUCUGUCCUGAGCAGCAGACGACGGCAGACUUCUUGACCUCCAUGACGAGCCCUCAGGAGCGCAUAAUUCGACCUGGCUGUGAGCACAGCGCUCCCCGAUCGCCAGACGAAUUUUCCGUGGCUUGGAGGGAGAGUCGGCACCGGAAAAGGCUGAUGGAGGAAGUGGAAGCUUACUUACAGGCUCAUCCGUUCCAUGGGGAGGACUAUGAUAAGUUCCUCGAGUUGAGAUGCCAGGAUCAAUCUAAAUUCCAACGCAAACGGUCCCCAUUCACACUGUCCUAUAUAGAACAACUGUGCCUCAACAUGUGGCGAGGCUUCGUGUUGCUCAAGACAGAUCCAAGUCUCACGAUCACUAUGCUGGUUUCUAACUUCUCCGAAGCUCUCAUCAUCAGCAGCAUUUUCUAUAACUUGCAACCCACCACGGACACUUUUGACAAACGAGGCCUUCUAAUCUUUUUUAUUAUCUUGAUGAACGCUUUUGGCAGCAUACUCGAAAUCAUGACCCUGUAUGCGAAACGAAAAAUCGUCGAGAAACAUAGCCGGUAUGCCUUCUAUCACCCGAGUGCUGAAGCAUUUGCAUCUAUGAUUGUGGACCUGCCUUAUAAAAUAGUCAACGCUAUCAUGAUCAAUACGGUUUUGUACUUCAUGACAAAUCUCCGUCGCGAAGCAGGUGCCUAUUUUUUCUUCCUGUUGAUCAGCUUCACCACAACGCUUGUCAUGUCGAUGAUGUUUCGCUUGAUUGGGUCUACGACCAAGUCAAUCGCUCAAGCCUUGGCUCCCUCGUCGGUUAUCCUUCUUGGUCUUGUCUUGUAUACGGGCUACGCCAUUCCUCCAGCAUACAUGCGAGAUUGGAUUGGCUGGGCUCGAUGGGCGAACCCAAUUUAUUACACUCUCGAGGCCGCUUUGAUCAACGAGUUCAACGGGCGCGACUUUACCUGCUCGACAUUUGUGCCACAAGGAGCUGGUUACGAAUCCGUAGCGUCAAGUACACGGGCAUGUUCGCAACAGGGUGCGAUUCCAGGACAAGACGUUGUGAGCGGUACGACGUACCUGGAUGUUGCUUAUGGCUAUAAACCUUCUCAUCGCUGGCGCAACUUUGGGAUACUGAUAGCCUUUAUGCUUGGAUAUAUGAUGCUUCACUUGCUGGCUACCGAGUUUAUUGCUUCCGAGCGGUCCAAGGGAGAAGUCCUCUUGUUCAGCCGGGAGGUCGUUAGCAAACAUAAACGCCAACAACAACAAGACAUUGAGAAGACCGAAGCAGUUGAACCCGUCAGAGAAGAGGCCGUACGCAAAGAUGAAGUAGUCGAUGUCGAAAAGCAAAAAUCUACGUUUCACUGGCGGAAUCUAUGUUACGACAUCAAGAUCAAGGGUGAGCCUCGCAGGAUCCUGGACCAUGUUGAUGGUUGGACCAAACCUGGUACUCUCACAGCUCUAAUGGGAGCGUCUGGCGCCGGCAAGACUACCUUGCUCGAUGUACUCGCUAGCCGAGUCACCAUGGGAGUUGUCACUGGCGAAAUGCUUGUCGAUGGCCAACCUCGUGAUGAAUCAUUUCAGCGAAAGACUGGUUAUGUUCAACAGCAAGACUUGCACCUUCACACUGCAACCGUUCGUGAGGCUCUCAAUUUCAGCGCCCUCCUUCGACAGCCUCCACGGUACUCCCAGCAAGAGAAGCUCGAGUAUGUGAAUACAGUGAUCAGUCUUCUCAACAUGGAGGAAUACUCCGAUGCUUUUAUUGGUGUUCCUGGUGAGGGUCUCAAUGUCGAGCAACGUAAGCGACUAACCAUCGGGGUCGAACUCGCCGCUCGACCAGAACUCCUUCUCUUCCUCGACGAACCGACUUCCGGACUCGACAGUCAGACAUCUUGGUCAAUUUGUAACUUGAUGGAGAAGCUCACCAAAAAUGGACAAGCUAUCCUCUGUACCAUUCACCAACCAUCUGCAAUGCUUUUCCAGAGAUUCGACCGGUUAUUACUGCUCUCUAAGGGUAGGACAAUUUAUUUCGGUGACGUUGGAAAGGAUUCGCAAGUGCUGGUUGAUUAUUUCACACGCAACGGCGCACAUUCGAGGCCUCCGGGAGCUAAUCCGGCUGAGUACAUGCUUGAGGUUAUUGGUGCCGCCCCUGGUGCUCACACGGAGAUUGACUGGCCGGGGAUCUGGAGAAAUAGCCCUGAGUACCGUGGCGUACAAGCUGAACUAGACGAGCUUAUGAUAAUUUCGAAUUCGAAUCAAAAGCAGGGAAGCGAUGACCCCUCUGCUUAUCAAGAAUUCGCAGCGCCAGCAAAUGACCAGUUUCUCGAGGUGACGAAGCGCGUCUUCCAGCAAUACUGGAGAACCCCGUCUUACAUUUACUCCAAGGCUCUUCUCGGCAUUGGCUCGACACUUUUCAUAGGGCUAUCCUUCCUGAAUGCAGAGAACACCCAACGUGGUCUUCGAAACCAAAUGCUUGGUAUAUUCAUUUUUCUGGCUACUUUCCCUCAGCUGGUCAAUCAAAUUCUUCCGGUGUUUGUUUCUCAGCGGACCAUGUACGAGGCACGGGAGCGUCCGUCUAAGGCCUACUCGUGGAAGGCAUUUAUGAUCGCGAACAUUCUGGUGGAACUUGCUUGGAAUUCCCUCGUGGGAGUUUUCUGUUUCGUUACCUGGUAUUUCCCAAUGGGCCUCUAUCGCAACGCAGAGUGGACGAACCAGGUCCAUUCCCGGGGUAUCACUAUGUUCUUGCAUGUGUGGAUGUUUUUCCUGCUUACGAGCACCUUUGCAAACAUGGUAAUUGCUGCCAUCGAAAGUGCCGAUGUUGCCGGUGGUAUAGUGAACUUGCUCAUGAUUCUCAUGUUCGCAUUUUGCGGCGUCCUCGCUGGCCCAAUAGAACUCCCUGGUUUUUGGAUCUUCAUGUACCGCGUCAAUCCAUUCACUUACGUCGUCGAAGGCUUCCUCGGUACAUCGCUCGCAAAUGCACCCGUCCAAUGCAGCUCAGAUGAAUUCAUUACCUUCAACGCGCCAAAUUUCACAACAUGUGGCAAUUAUCUAUCUGACUACUUGUCUCAAGCAGGUGGCUAUCUCGAUAACCUAAACAGCACGGAAUGUCGAUACUGUUCCAUGAACGAUACGAAUGGGUUUUUAUCGUCGAUUAACGUCAGCUUUGACAAUCGGUGGCGGGACUUUGGGUUUAUGUGGGCUUACUGUGUGUUUAAUAUCGGGGUUGCUGUGCUGUUGUAUUGGUUGGUGCGCGUGCCGAAGAGGAAAUCUGGUUAG
Messenger RNA from Aspergillus ruber CBS 135680, 4392 nucleotides. RefSeq names its product putative ABC multidrug transporter. Lineage: Eukaryota; Fungi; Ascomycota; Eurotiomycetes; Eurotiales; Aspergillaceae. Gene Ontology annotation, cellular component: membrane. Bases 1 to 4392 code for a protein of 1463 amino acids. Gene Ontology annotation, molecular function: ABC-type transporter activity; ATP hydrolysis activity; ATP binding. The transcript is spliced from 6 exons. Gene Ontology annotation, biological process: transmembrane transport. The record is from RefSeq and is a predicted model, not a curated record.